Suncus etruscus (white-toothed pygmy shrew) is the source of this 282-nucleotide messenger RNA. RefSeq names its product protein S100-A12-like. The transcript has 2 exons. The record is from RefSeq and is a predicted model, not a curated record. The coding region runs from base 1 to 282 and encodes 93 amino acids. Gene Ontology annotation, cellular component: cytoplasm; extracellular exosome. Gene Ontology annotation, biological process: antimicrobial humoral immune response mediated by antimicrobial peptide; endothelial cell migration; positive regulation of canonical NF-kappaB signal transduction. Gene Ontology annotation, molecular function: RAGE receptor binding; calcium ion binding. Lineage: Eukaryota; Metazoa; Chordata; Mammalia; Eulipotyphla; Soricidae.
AUGACUAAGCUCGAAGAAUACAUGGAAGGAAUUGUCAACGUCUUCCACCAGUAUUCAUUAAAAGUGGGGCAUGCUGACACCCUCAGCAUGGACGAGCUGGGCCAGCUGGUCACACAGGAGAUGCCAAACGUCCUAAAACAAUCCAAAGAUCAAAGUUCUAUUGACAAAAUAUUCCAAGAUCUGGAUAAAGAUGAAAAUGGAGCCAUCGGCUUUAAUGAAUUUGUAAAACUGGUGUCCACUGGGCUAAAGACAGCCCAUGAAAAUUUACACAAAACAUGUUAA